AUGACAGCCUCUAAACCCUUCCGACGACUUCUCGUCGCCAACAGAGGCGAAAUCGCCGUCCGCAUCAUCCAAGCCGCACGCGAGCUCUCCCCACCCAUAGAAGUAUACGCCAUCUACACCGAAGACGACACCUCGCAUUGCGACACCGCUCACCCGGACCAAGCCUUACUCAUCCCAUCAGUGUCAACAUAUCUCGACAUCCCGUACUUAGUGCAUUUAGCCCAAGAGCAUGCCAUCGAUGCCAUCCACCCAGGCUACGGCUUCCUCAGCGAAAGCGCCGAUUUCGCAGCCCGUCUACAAGACGCUGACAUUACUGUCAUAGGACCGGGCAGCUCAGUACUAUCUCGCACGGGGGACAAGCUGCAAGCCAAGCAACUAGCCGUGGAAUGCGACGUGCCUGUGUUGCCGGCGAUGGCGCAGCCGACGGCGGAUGUUGCGGAGGUGCGGGCAUUCGCGAAGCAAGUGCAGUAUCCUGUUAUGGUGAAGGCAGUGGAUGGGGGGUUGGAGGGCGCAGUGAGGGGUGCGGUGAAUGAGUCGCCGUCUGGGACGGUUUUUGUGGAGAAGGCGGCUGUGAAGGGGUUUCGACAUGUGGAGGUGCAGAUAGUUGGGGAUGGGAGGGAGGUGAGGCAUCUGUGGGAGAGGGAUUGCAGUGUGCAGAGGAGGUUUCAGAAGGUGGUUGAGAUUGCGCCGUCGGUGAUUGGGGAUCGAGGGCUUGUGAAGAGGGUGGUCGAUGCUGCGGUGAGGAUGGGGAGGGCUAUUAGGUAUAGGUCUUUGGGGACGGUGGAGUUUCUGGUUAAUGAGGGGAGUGGGGAGUUUUAUUUCUUGGAGAUUAACCCUAGGUUACAGGUUGAACAUACGGUUACGGAGGAGGUUAUGGGGGUGGAUCUUGUGCUGGCUCAGUUGAAGCUGGCGAUGGGGUGUACGCUUGCGGAGGUUGGGCUUGGGGGUGAGGUGUGGGUUACGCCUAAGGCUUGUUCGAUACAGCUCCGGUUGUGUGCGGAAGAUCCGAGCAAUCAGUUUGCGCUCAGUCUUGGGAAGGUGACUGAGUUGGUUGUUCCGAGUGGUCGUGGCGUGAGAGUUGAUACGCAUGUUCGUGCUGCUGGGGCCAGUCCUGUUGUGGUAGGGGCGCAAUUGGAUAACUUACUUGCUAAGAUUAUUGUCACUGCAUCUACCUGGGAGGCCGCAGUGCUCAAGGCCCGGCGAGUGCUUGCAGACACAACAGUGGCUGGUAUCCGGACUAACUUGGAGUUGCUGAGAGGGGUUGUUGCUCAGGAAGACUUCCUUUCUGGAAGGGUUGACACACAGUGGCUGGAGUCCAGUCUGGAUCAAGUGCUUCAGCAGGGAGCAAUAGUCUCCCGAUCGGUCCGUACUCAAGCAUCUGGACAGGGACAGCAUCCCUCUGCAUUGCCUAGUGUGCCUUCUUCGAAUCUCCUAUUUCGGCGAGGAGAUGCAUGGUCAAUCAGUCUCACACAAGUGGAAGCGUCUGAAAAGUCACAGCAACAUCAUCUCCAACUUACACGCGUGCUGCGGAAUGACUUUCCGACUUCGCUUGCAGCGGAGAUCGAGUACCAGACACCCAAUUCUUCCAGUGCCUAUCGGCUGGAACUCGCAGCCACCUCAACUACAGCAUCUGCUUUAUUUUCAUCUGCUCAUCGCCGCGGAGACAUGAGCAACCCGCGACACAUUGUCCUUCCUCUAUCUGGGAAGUUAAUUGAAGUGCUUGUGUCGGCCGGGGAUCAUGUAGCUGAGAACCAGGUGAUAGCGUUUAUCAAGCAGAUGAAGAUGGAGGUGGAGGUGCGCAGUCCGCGCGCAGGGCAAGCACAAUGGGUGUAUGAGAUGGAAGAUGAAGAGGAAGAUGUGGCUGAAGGGAUGUUGUUGGUGGAGUUGACCGACGGGUUGCAAGGGAAGCUCUAA
Aspergillus eucalypticola CBS 122712 is the source of this 1914-nucleotide messenger RNA. RefSeq names its product putative pyruvate carboxylase. Bases 1 to 1914 code for a protein of 637 amino acids. The transcript has 3 exons. NCBI's taxonomy places the organism in Eukaryota, Fungi, Ascomycota, Eurotiomycetes, Eurotiales, Aspergillaceae. The record is from RefSeq and is a predicted model, not a curated record. Gene Ontology annotation, molecular function: ATP binding; metal ion binding.